UUUCUACAUCCGUUGACCGUUGGGCGCUAAAGCUUCUUGGUUGAAGCGUUCCACUUUCUCACGUUCAUUUAAAUAGAAGUGAUCCAUCUCUGCUAAAUAUUCUCUUGUAACUGUCGUAUUUCAACACUUGUUUUACGAUAGUUGGCAGUCCAGGUGUUUCGACAAGCGGGCUCACUUUGCGGCAGGUCGCUUGACCGUCUGAAGUUCAGAAGUCCCCAUAGCAACAACACAUGAGCCUGACAUUCAGCAGUCAGAAAUGAUUAAAGUUAUGGUAACAGGUGAUCAAAGCACAGGAUCAUAGCAGAGGAAACAUGGCUAGUACCAUGGUGGCUGUGGGUAUUACCCUGGCAGCAGCAGGAUUUGCAGGUCGCUAUGCAAUGCAAGCCAUGAAGCAUAUGGAGCCGCAAGUGAAACAAGCUCUGGAAGCUUCCAAAUCGGCCUUUGGUAGUGGAUACUAUAGAGGUGGUUUUGAACCAAAGAUGACCAGAAGAGAAGCUUCCCUUAUUCUUGGAGUCAGUCCUACCGCUAACAAAAACAAGAUCAGAGAAGCACACAGAAAACUGAUGAUUUUAAACCAUCCUGAUCGAGGUGGAUCACCAUAUCUGGCAACAAAAAUAAACGAGGCUAAAGAUUUACUUGAUGCACAGCUGAAGAAAUAAAUCAUCUCUUCAUGAAAUGUUUGAACGAGCCCUGUCUGAUACACUUGAAUUCUUGCAUGGUCAUUAAAAAAAAUGUUCUCGUCUUGAUC
Myxocyprinus asiaticus (Chinese sucker) is the source of this 748-nucleotide messenger RNA. Its product is annotated as mitochondrial import inner membrane translocase subunit TIM14-like. NCBI's taxonomy places the organism in Eukaryota, Metazoa, Chordata, Actinopteri, Cypriniformes, Catostomidae. The transcript has 6 exons. Gene Ontology annotation, biological process: protein import into mitochondrial matrix. The coding region runs from base 312 to 659 and encodes 115 amino acids. The record is from RefSeq and is a predicted model, not a curated record. Gene Ontology annotation, molecular function: ATPase activator activity. Gene Ontology annotation, cellular component: PAM complex, Tim23 associated import motor.